UUGUACAAGGCUGUUGUGAAUGGCCCUGUACCAUGUGACCUCUGUGAUCAUUUACAGAUUUCACACGUAGUAAGCAAUGUUGUCAGAAGUGACAUCUUGCUUACUACUCUGCAUGUGAUCACUGAUUGGCCAAUCAGUGAUCACAUGAUCGGGACCUCGCACAGAUCUUGCAUUCUUGCAGCCAUUGAGAAAUACUGUGAGAGCUGUGAUUGGUCACAGCUUAUCAUAUGGUAGAAGGCUGUUGUGAAUGGCCCUGUACCAUGUGAUCUCUGUGAUCAUUCACAGAUUUCACACGUAGUAAGCAAUGAUGUCAGGAAGUGACAUCAUUGCUUACUACUCUGCAUGUGAUCACUGAUUGGCCAAUCAGUG
Molecule: messenger RNA, 369 nt
Organism: Staurois parvus
Lineage: Eukaryota; Metazoa; Chordata; Amphibia; Anura; Ranidae
Source: the annotation of a GenBank genome assembly